This is a messenger RNA of Pseudopodoces humilis (Tibetan ground-tit), 4031 nucleotides long. It is a transcript of the gene LANCL1, whose product is annotated as LanC like glutathione S-transferase 1. Lineage: Eukaryota; Metazoa; Chordata; Aves; Passeriformes; Paridae. The record is from RefSeq and is a predicted model, not a curated record. Gene Ontology annotation, cellular component: plasma membrane. Gene Ontology annotation, biological process: carbohydrate metabolic process; peptide modification.
UUCCGGGGCGGAGCUGGGGCGGGCCGCGGCCGAGCCCAGCCGAGCCCAGCGGGCUUCAGCGGCAAAAUGAUGGCGCAGAGAGCACUUCCGAACCCCUACGCGGACUACGACAAAUCCUUGGCCACCGGCUACUUCGAUGCGGCCGGGCGGCUGACCCCCGAGUUCACACAGCGGCUGAAUAACAAAAUCAGGGAGCUGCUGCAGCAGAUGGAGAGGGGCCUCAAGUCGGCCGACCCGCAUGACUGCAGCGCGUACACUGGCUGGACAGGCAUUGCUUUGCUGUAUUUGCACCUGUAUGAUGUCUAUGGAGACCCAGCCUACCUUGAGGUGGCCCAUGAUUACGUGAAGAAGAGCCUGAGAUGCAUGACCAAGCGAUCCAUCACUUUCUUGUGUGGUGAUGCCGGGCCCCUGGCAGUGGCUGCUGUCAUCUACCACAAGCUGCAGAACCAGAAGCAGGCAGAGGACUGCAUCAUCCGUUUGCUCCACCUGCACAAGACUGACCCACGAGUGCCAGAUGAGCUCCUCUAUGGGCGCAUGGGCUACCUCUCUGCACUGCUGUUUGUCAAUAAGCACUUUGGAGAGGAAAAGAUCCCUCAGAGUCAUAUUCAGCAGGUCUGCGAAGCAGUUGUAGCCUCAGGAGAGACAUUAUCCAAAAGGAGGAACUUCACAGCAAAGAGCCCACUGAUGUAUGAGUGGUACCAGGAGUACUAUGUGGGAGCAGCCCAUGGUUUGGCUGGAAUUUACUACUAUCUCAUGCAGCCUGGCUUUGGAGUGAGCCAAGUAAAGCUGCACAACACAGUCAAGCCCAGUGUGGACUAUGUCUGCCAGCUCAAGUUCCUAUCCGGGAAUUACCCUCCAUGUAUCGGUGACACCAGAGACCUGCUCGUCCACUGGUGCCAUGGAGCACCAGGUGUAAUCUACAUGCUUAUCCAGGCAUACAAGGUCUUUGGGGAGCAGCAGUACCUGAAUGAUGCCCUGCAGUGUGCAGAAGUGAUCUGGCAGUAUGGGUUACUGAAAAAAGGCUACGGGUUGUGCCAUGGCACAGCUGGCAACGCUUAUGCCUUCCUGGCACUGUACAACCUCACUCAGAACAUGAAAUACCUCUACAGGGCGUGCAAGUUUGCAGAGUGGUGUUUAAGCUAUGGGCAGCAUGGGUGCCGGACUCCAGACACACCAUUCUCUCUCUUUGAAGGAAUGGCUGGAACGAUUUACUUUCUUGCUGACCUGCUGGUGCCUACCAAGGCCAGGUUCCCUGCAUUUGAACUCUGAACCUGAAUCCUGCUUGGCAGUUUUCUGCCUGUAUCCUUCUGCACUUGGAAACGCAGUUCAAGGCUGCUUUCUCCUUUUCCCAGGCUCAUCAUUGUUAACCUAACUGAAUGUAAAUCCAUCCUCCUGAGUUCUCUAACGUUUCUAGUUGUCUCAUUACAUUGUUUAGUUUAAAAGACAGAAUGCAGAUUUUUCUGUUGUCCCUUAAAAACUCAGGGCUGCAGGUGGGAGCAGGGAGAACUGUACAGUGUUUUGUUGGCUACAGAGUUUUGCUAUUUCCUGUAUCCCAUUUCCUGGGAAGAAGUUUUUUAUUGAAUGUGACCUGGGCUAUUUAACUUCUUUUUGUGCUAACAAAUAGAAUUGUUGCAGGAAUUUAGCUGCCUUUGGAGAACAACUGAUGGAAAGCUGAGACUGUUGCCCUGGAAGUUGUUUUCAAGUGUUUUCUUUCUGAGCACCCAGAGAGCAGAUGGUUCAGUAUCUGGGCUGUGCCACGUGAAGCGAAUGUGAUGGACUGUGGAGUCUGAGAUACAUUUGUAAUAUCUUACUGCAGCUGGCAAAGCUGGGACUGACAUGCCAAAGGCUUGUCCUGAGUUUGCACCUACCUGCCCUAAAGGCAAAAGCUAUGGAUAGCUCUUCUGUGCAUUUGUUCCAGUGACAGACAAGGAAUCCACUGUCAUCUUACAUUAAACCUUGCUAGUCCAUUGGUCAUCCAGUGGCAACCUCCAGUCCAAAAGUGAGCUAAGCAUGCUUGCUUUUGUGGUGUUUUGUUAGCUUUGAGAGCUUAUUUUGCGGUCUUUAUUUAAAUUUGUGUAUUAGGUGGUGCCAGGUGCCCACCAGCAGCAACAAGGGAAAAGAAAUGUAUGCCACUGAGUUCUGAGAUUAUUUAACCUAUUAGCUGUAUAGAUGUUCUUUACAUGUUUUCUUUUAUAAGCUUUCCCAAACCUAUAUAAUUUGAGUUACUUGUUUGCCUUGCUACUGUUUACUGUAAUUUGAUUUGCAACCACUCAUCUACCCAGCUGGAAAAUCUGUCCUAGGUUAGCUGGCUGCUCUGUGUCAGGCAGAUCAGCUACUUGCAGGGAGUAAAUUGCUUUUCCAUCCUUAGCUGAUGCCUCACCAGUUCGCAGAAAUCUGGGACUUGACUCUGUAACUCACUUUGUUAGCACUGAGCAUGAGCUAAAACACUGAGCUCAAGGAAGUUUACAGAUGCAGGCACACUGCUUCAUGCUGUUUGAGGGUAGCUCCUCAGCCUGCACCAACGUGGACAUGGGUUUUGAUCUUUGAAGCUGCUGAGUGCCUCAGGUCCCAUAAGGGCAGGGGAGAAGCAGCAGGGCAGCACAGCCACUCUCCUGGACUAGCAGUGGCGAAGCAGGACCACCAAACCUGGCCCAGUUACACUCACACGUGCCUGAAUGCAGGGCAGCUGAGCCCCAGGGGCAUGGGGAGCCCUCUGAGAACUGCCUGGAUAGGCAAGGAGCAGAAACCAGCCCUGGAAGGCUGACUUGUUUCCUCAAAGCCCAUGCUCCUGUACUGCCAUCAUAGGUUUCUGAAAGUCCAUCAAAAGACAGCCUGAAUUGCAGAAAAUUCAUCAUGAAUUCAGAAAAUUCAUCUCCUUGAGGGUGGGCAUCCCUGUCAGAAGCCUCAGGCUCACGUGGACACAGCAGCAGGCAUCCCCUAUCAUUCACAGGACCUAAGCAGCACAGACUGGGAAGCAGAGAGGAGUUGACUAAUCCAACAGUGCUUGAAGUUGCCUCCCAGCUUGGCUGGUGUGCUGGCAGUGCAGGCACGCUGCUCUGAGCCUGGGUUUCUCCUGGGCACCACUUCUGUAAAAGAGAGCUUUGUGCAGCCUGGCUCAUGGUUAAUGUCCCAGGGUUUGUGCUGGGAUCACUGAUCAGGGGAGCAUCAGGGCCAUGUGUACAACUGCCGAGUGGAGCACUGUCUAAUAAAAAUGCUGAAACAACCUAACUUUGGGUUAUUUCUACCCCCUGCUUUGUCACCAGGAUUUAUAUCUGAAGAGAUCAACAUAUGUCAUAAUAGCUGUGCUGUGCUGGCAGCUCCCGGAGGCCUUCCACCCACCUUGAGUGUUAAGAGCAUUUCACAUUUUUCCCUCAUCUCCAAUCCACCAAAGCCAGUCCUGGGCUUUUCCCUUGCAGGCUGUGCUUUCAUCCCAAGGCAUCCUUUUGCACUGGUGUCUCCAUCCAAGUCUGCAUCCUCCCUCUCUGGCUUCCAUCAGAGACCACAGUCCUGUGGGUUACUGUUAAUUGCACCAAACUACACCUCUGUGCAGUGCUGGCCACCGAAAGGAAGAGGUGGAUCCUCCUAGGAAAGCACCUCCUGCUCAGUGGAAGGACAGACAGGGCACCUCAGGGAGGCUGUGACCAGCAGCAGAGGCUGUAAGACCAAGCUGUCAGGAAUGGUAUGGAUAAAGGUGAUCCUGCCCUCCAGCACGUGCAAUAUUAAGUUGCUUGAGGUCCUACACUACCUGGUUUUCUAUAGUUUCUGCUAAGGUUUGUGGUAAAGGUCUUGAGGAAGGGGGUCCAGCAAUGAGGAUGAGAAAACAGCACGGUGCAGUUUCUCUGGUUUCCCUUCCUUUCUCAUACAGGGGUUUGGUGUGGUGCUGCCCACCUCCACCCACCUUUGUGCCAAGGGGAGGGAGCCAGGACCAAGACAGGGCUUGGAAACUCAACUGGUUCUGUUCCAACAAGCACCUGAGAGGGACUUUAUCAGAAGUGUAGAUAUUUGACACUUGUUGAUGGUUGUGUUUCUCC